Messenger RNA from Limulus polyphemus (Atlantic horseshoe crab), 347 nucleotides. Its product is annotated as chorion peroxidase-like. The record is from RefSeq and is a predicted model, not a curated record. The transcript is spliced from 2 exons. The annotation marks the transcript as partial. NCBI's taxonomy places the organism in Eukaryota, Metazoa, Arthropoda, Merostomata, Xiphosura, Limulidae. Gene Ontology annotation, molecular function: heme binding; peroxidase activity. Gene Ontology annotation, biological process: response to oxidative stress.
UACAGGUAUUUCGGAGCCACGUGUUUCGGUAGUUGACGGAAGUCCACUUCCACCCGCCAGGAUGGUGAGUGCCUACAUCCAUCGUGACUUUGAUCAUCCAUCUGGUGACCUCUCCAUCCUGCUUAUGUCAUGGGGACAGUUUAUUGACCAUGACAUGACACUCGCAGCGCCACCUAGAGAUGAGAACGACCUUGACUUUGUUUGUUGUGGGAUACCCAAGGAGCAACAGCAUCCGAACUGCAUGACCAUCGACAUCCCACCUGAAGACCCCUUUUUCUCCCGCUAUGGGCAGUCCUGUAUGGAAUUCAAGCGCGCUCUUGCUGGCCACAGACCCGGAUGUGCCCUCG